AUGGAGCAACAACAUUCAAUAUCGAUACAAUCCCACUUAACAUGUCCAGUAUGCUUUAGAAUGAGGGAGAGAUUUAUCUGUACUCAUUGCUCUCGCUAUACUGGUCCAGAUCAAACGAGUGAGAGCUUCAACGAUAAAUUAUUACGAUAUCAACAGAAAUUUCAACUUAAAAAUAACUUAUCGGAAAGGAUAAAUCAAACGUUGAUGAAACAUGAAAUUGCUCUAAGUACAAAAAAUCAAAUCCUAGAAAAGCAACACAGGAUUCAAUGCCUUAAAGCACUCUAUCAUUGCAAUAGAAAAGAAACCGAAACAGUUCGAAAAGAAGUAAAAAAACUCUACUCUAAUAUUGAAUUAAUGAAGAAAAAUGGUAAAAUGUGGAAGAAAUUUCUCCGAAAAUAUAAGGCGAAAUUGAAUAGCAAAAUUGUAAAUGCAUCGCAAUCUAAAAUCAAUCUCGAGAAAUUAUCUACAGAGUUGUAUAAUAUUCGUUGUAAAAAUGCUCGAGCAUUGGUCAGGGAUCUCUUUCCAAUUAGACACAUACCAGCUAAAUUACUAUCAAGUGAUCUUAAUCCAAUACGUACUAAAUCUGCCGAAGAUAAUGUGAUACAACGCAGUGCUUGCGACCGCAGUCAUGCUGAUGAUAAAGGAUUCGAUGCUUGUGAUGAUAAUUGCAGUCUAUCUGAUGAACAAUUAUGGGAUUUAGUUGAGGCAUCCAAUACAGUUUAUGUCAAUGGCAAAUGGGUUUCACUACAUGACGAUAAUGAUGAUAAACAUUCUGUUCUUGGUGCUAUGCUACCUACCAAUGGAGAUUACCAAGCAUAUUUUGUUUGGACUACUGAAGUACCUGCCCUUCUCGAAAAUCCGGCCUAUCAUAUUAAUGCUGCUUUCCUGUAUACUACCCAACUUGUAAAUAUUCUAUCGAUGUAUUUGGAUACCAAUCUACCGUAUAAGCUCUGUUAUAGUGAAUUUUCAGAUAUGAUUUUCGAUCGCCAAAAGUUUGAUACCGCCGUUUCUAAGUUAAAUUACAAUGUACUCUAUUUGUGUUCAUUACAGUAUCAAAAAUCUUACGAAUUAAUUUCAACGGAAAUAUUGAAAAAUCUCAGAUUAUGCAUCGAUCCAGAUAAUGACUGUCUGGGCAGACAAAAUAUUUAUGAAUUGGAUCCGAAUACUUAUUUCCUGCUUGAUACAUGCACUGACAGUAAUAUUGAUCUUGCUAAAAAUCAAGAUGAACUCACCCAAAGUACAGAAAUUGAUAGCGAUGAUGUUGAAAUGAGUUGGAUUAAUAGCGCUUCUCCCGCAGGAAACGAAAUAAAAGAACUAAUGACAGAUUCACCACAUGACGAACUGAACAGCGGCGAUAUCAGUGCAGACGAAUCACUCGCGUCAGCAUCAAGUUUGGUUUUUUCUGCAGCUGCUUUGGUUAAAUACUGGUGGCAAUAUGCAACCAAUGAAUAA
This is a messenger RNA of Trichoplax adhaerens, 1452 nucleotides long. RefSeq lists its product as uncharacterized. The record is from RefSeq and is a predicted model, not a curated record. The coding region runs from base 1 to 1452 and encodes 483 amino acids. The transcript is spliced from 11 exons. Gene Ontology annotation, biological process: cellular response to starvation; mitophagy; autophagosome assembly. Gene Ontology annotation, cellular component: mitochondria-associated endoplasmic reticulum membrane contact site; phosphatidylinositol 3-kinase complex, class III; extrinsic component of omegasome membrane. Lineage: Eukaryota; Metazoa; Placozoa; Uniplacotomia; Trichoplacea; Trichoplacidae.